AUGCCCCUCGCCCUCCUCCUCUGCCUGCUGGGCCUCUGUGGCCACUCGGUAGCCUUCAGGCGCGCCGACUUCACCCUACCGCCUGGCUUCACCAUUGCGCCAUACAUAGUUGGCCCCAUCCCCAACGCACGGUCGCUCGUCCGCAGCGGCGCCAGCACCCGAAACAAGUCGAUCACCUAUGUAGCAGCAAAGGGCUGGGACCCACAAGAUAUCACCGCACUGGUGGACCUUACCGGCGAUGGCAAGGCCGACUAUGCCUGGCCCAUCGUCAAGGCGCUCUCUCCCAUGCCCAACGGCAUCGCCUGGAGCAGAGGGUCGCUCUUCAUCGCCUCGCAGGACCCAGAUGUGUCCUGCAAGCUGUACCGCCUGGACGACGUGGACAGCUACGCGCUGACCAAGCGCACGGCCCGCCUGGCAGACCUGAAGCUGGUGCUCAGCAGCUGCCCGCCCACCGGCACGCACGGCUGGAAGUUUAUCCGCUUUGGGCCCGACGGCAAGCUGUACCUGCCCAUCGGCGCCCCCUGCAACAACUGCCUGCUGGGGAGCUACAGGCAGGCGGCUGGCAGGCCGCUGUGGCGGUACGGCGCCAUCUACAGCCUCAACCGGGACGGCACCAACCUCACCCUCGUGGCCAGAGAUCUUGGGCAGAUGCACCAGCACGCGCUCGUGCUGCACUGCGCCGCAGGCGUGCGCAACACCGUGGGGUUCGACUUCCACCCCACCACCGGGCGGCUGUACUUCACGGACAACGGGCGGGAUGGGCUGGGAGACAACAUGCCCGACUGCGAGCUGAAUGUGGUGACCAAGCCGGGCCAACACUUUGGGUUCCCCUUCUGCCACACCAGCCCGGUGGGCGGGGCAGACAACCGGCCAUACCUGCGCCUCAGAGGGGUGGGGCCCUCCUUAGUGGAUCCAGAUGAGAAUGCCGGGCAGACAGACAUGAGGUGCAACGGCCCCGACCUCAAGUUUUCCCGUGCCAUCCAAGCCUUGGGGCCCCACACUGCCCCGCUGGGCAUGCGCUUCUACCGCUGGUCUGCGGGCGCCAACUUUCCCCGGAGCUACGACAAGUCCAUCUUUAUCGCCCAGCACGGCAGCUGGAACCGCAGGCAGCCCAUCGGCGCCAGGGUGAUGCGGGUGGUGCUCAACAGUACCCACCCCACCCGGGUGCUCAAAUACCUCCCUUUCCUGACUGGCGGCAUCUCGGGAGACAAGGGGGCACCCACCGGUCCCGACCCGCCACCCACCGGCGGCUAUAUCAGCCGGCCGGUGGAUGUGGAGCAGCUGGCGGACGGCAGCCUGCUGGUGUCGGAUGAUGGGGAGGGAGCGGUAUACCGCAUAAGCUACACCCCUCCUGCAUGA
This is a messenger RNA of Chlorella variabilis, 1359 nucleotides long. RefSeq lists its product as hypothetical. The coding region runs from base 1 to 1359 and encodes 452 amino acids. The record is from RefSeq and is a predicted model, not a curated record. NCBI's taxonomy places the organism in Eukaryota, Viridiplantae, Chlorophyta, Trebouxiophyceae, Chlorellales, Chlorellaceae. The transcript has 13 exons.